AUGGCCGGGGACCGGUUCCCCAGGAAGGUGAUGGAUGCCAGGAAGCUGGCCAGCCUGCUGCGGGGCGGGCCUGGUGGGCCCCUGGUCAUCGACAGCCGCUCCUUCGUGGAGUACAACCGCUGGCACGUGCUCAGCUCCGUCAACAUCUGCUGCUCCAAGCUGGUGAAGCGGCGGCUGCAGCAGGGCAAGGUGACCAUCGCAGAGCUCAUCCAGCCCGCCGUGCGCAGCCAGGCAGAGGCUGAGGAGCCACAGGACGUAGUUGUCUAUGACCAGAGCACCCGGGAUGCCAGCGUGCUGGCUGCAGACAGCUUCCUCUCCAUCCUGCUCAGCAAGCUGGACGGCUGCUUCGACAGUGUGGCCAUUCUCACAGGGGGCUUUGCCACCUUCUCCUCCUGCUUCCCCGGCCUCUGUGAGGGCAAGCCUGCUGCCCUGCUGCCCGUGAGCCUCUCCCAGCCCUGCCUGCCCGUGCCCAGCGUGGGCCUGACCCGCAUCCUGCCUCACCUCUACCUGGGCUCUCAGAAGGAUGUCCUCAACAAGGAUCUGAUGACCCAAAACGGAAUAAGCUAUGUCCUCAAUGCCAGCAACUCCUGCCCCAAGCCGGACUUCAUCUGCGAGAGCCGCUUCAUGCGCAUCCCCAUCAACGACAACUACUGUGAAAAGCUGCUGCCCUGGCUGGACAAGUCCAUCGAGUUCAUCGAUAAAGCCAAGCUGUCCAGCUGCCAAGUCAUCGUCCACUGUCUCGCCGGCAUCUCCCGCUCCGCCACCAUCGCCAUCGCUUACAUCAUGAAGACCAUGGGCAUGUCCUCUGACGACGCCUACAGGUUUGUGAAGGACCGGCGCCCAUCCAUUUCGCCCAACUUCAACUUCCUGGGCCAGCUGCUGGAGUACGAGCGGAGCCUCAAGCUGCUGGCUGCCCUGCAGGGUGAUGGGGCGCCCCUCCCCGGGAUGCCCGAGCACCUCCCAGGCCCUGCAGCCCCCCUGCCGCCACUGCCACCACCUACCUCAGAGAGUGCUGCCACGGGGAGUGCAGCAGCCAGCUCAGCCAGGGAGGGCAAGCGGGGCACGGGCCGGGAGCCCCCCUCGCCUGCCGCAGCCCCUGCUACCAGCGUGCUGCAGCAGGGCCUGCGCAGCUUGCACCUCUCCUCUGACCGCCUCCAGGACACCAGCCGCCUCAAGCGCUCCUUCUCGCUGGACAUCAAGUCAGCCUACACCCCCAGCCAACGACCCGAUGGCCCUGGGGCCCCUGACCCUGGCGAGGCCCCCAAGCUCUGCAAGCUGGACAGCCCAUCGGGGGUGCUAGGCCUGCCCUCGCCCAGCCCUGACAGCCCAGAUGCAGCAACCGAGUUGCGCCCGCGGCCCCGCCGGCGGCUCCGACCUCCAGGGGGCUCCCCCGCCCGCUCACCUGCACAUGGCCUCGGCCUGAACUUUGGGGACACUGCCCGGCAGACUCCACGGCACGGCCUCUCAGCCCUGUCGGCGCCCGGGCUGCCUGGCCCAGGCCAGCCGGCCAGCCCUGGGGGCUGGGCACCGCCCCUGGACUCGCCAGGCACACCGUCGCCAGACGGGCUCUGGUGCUUCAGCCCCGAGGGUGCACAGGGGGUGCAGCUUUCGCCCCUCAGCCGGGCCGGCCCACAGGGCACGGGUGGCAGUGAUCUGCGACGGCGGGAGGCGGCGAGGGCCGAGUCCCGGGAUGCGAGGACCAGCUGGCCUGAGGAGCCAGCCCCAGAGACGCAAUUCAAGCGUCGAAGCUGCCAGAUGGAGUUCGAGGAGGGCAUGGUGGAGGGGCGCGCCCGCAGUGAGGAGCUGGCGGCCCUGGGCAAGCAGGCCAGCUUCUCCGGCAGCGUGGAGGUCAUCGAGGUGUCCUGA
This is a messenger RNA of Pipistrellus nathusii (Nathusius's pipistrelle), 1866 nucleotides long. The record is from the annotation of a GenBank genome assembly. NCBI's taxonomy places the organism in Eukaryota, Metazoa, Chordata, Mammalia, Chiroptera, Vespertilionidae.